Messenger RNA from Tripterygium wilfordii, 978 nucleotides. RefSeq names its product V-type proton ATPase subunit E2-like. Bases 130 to 825 code for a protein of 231 amino acids. The record is from RefSeq and is a predicted model, not a curated record. Gene Ontology annotation, biological process: proton transmembrane transport. NCBI's taxonomy places the organism in Eukaryota, Viridiplantae, Streptophyta, Magnoliopsida, Celastrales, Celastraceae. Gene Ontology annotation, cellular component: proton-transporting two-sector ATPase complex, catalytic domain. Gene Ontology annotation, molecular function: proton-transporting ATPase activity, rotational mechanism. The transcript is spliced from 6 exons.
CGCACGAAAUUUCGCAUGCUAAGCCAACGAACAGUGAAUCAAAUCAUCAUCAAAAAUCAAACUCAGGAUUAGUAGUUUGGCAUUUGCAGAGAAGAAAAUAAGGAAGACAAAAAAUUUGAUCUGAGAAAGAUGAACGAUGCGGAUGUGUCGAGUCAGAUUCAACAAAUGGUGAGGUUCAUCCGUCAGGAGGCGGAGGAGAAAGCCAACGAGAUCUCUGUCUCUGCGGAGGAGGAAUUCAACAUUGAGAAGCUGCAAUUGGUUGAAGCUGAAAAGAAGAAAAUCAGGCAAGAAUUUGAACGGAAGACUAAACAGGUGGAAUCGCGCCGGAAAAUUGAGUACUCAAUGCAGCUGAAUGCAUCCCGCAUUAAGGUUCUUCAAGCACAAGAUGAUUUGGUGAGUUCCAUGAAAGAUUCUGCUGCCAAGGAACUUCUGCGUGUUUCCAGUGACGAAAAGGGCUAUAAAGACCUUCUCAAGAGAUUGAUUGUGCAGAGUUUACUGCGGCUGAGUGAACCAGCAGUGUUGCUCCGGUGCAGGGAGGUGGAUCGUAAGCUUGUUGAGUCUGUGAUCAAAGAAGCAGAACGCGAGUAUGCGGAGAAGGCCAAAGUAGAAGCCCCAAAAGUUACCAUUGAUGAUCAAGUGUAUCUCCCACCUCCUCCAAAAUCCCAGGAUCCCCAUGAUCCUUUUUGCUCGGGUGGAGUUGUUUUGGCUUCACAAGAUGGGAAGAUAGUUUUCGAGAACACUUUGGAUGCAAGAUUGGAUGUUGCUUUCAGACAGAAACUGCCCGAGAUAAGGAAGCGCCUUGUUGUACAACCGGGGGCAUCAUGAUAGACUUGCUGCAUAUCCAUUUGAGCAUUGAGUCUGCGUAUAGUCCUCUGUUUUUUCUUGUUCUGUUUAAGCAAUCUGAUGUCUACAAUAUGCAAAAUCUUCUGAACUUCUGCUUUCUCAAAUAAUUUGGUACUGAGAAAAGGGAGUGCAUGA